This is a messenger RNA of Trametes versicolor FP-101664 SS1, 2329 nucleotides long. RefSeq lists its product as uncharacterized. Gene Ontology annotation, molecular function: RNA binding. The transcript has 12 exons. Gene Ontology annotation, cellular component: nucleus. Lineage: Eukaryota; Fungi; Basidiomycota; Agaricomycetes; Polyporales; Polyporaceae. Bases 1 to 2286 code for a protein of 761 amino acids. Gene Ontology annotation, biological process: RNA processing. The record is from RefSeq and is a predicted model, not a curated record.
AUGGACAAGACUAAAACAAGGCUUGCGGCCUUCUUUGACAAUGACGACGAGGAGACUUCGUUUCCACAAAAGGAGAUAGACGACCAGAAGCGGGCCGUAUUCACCCAGGGUACCCUUCGAAAGUCCAAGAAAGAGAAGGAGAAGGAGGCGGCUGAUGCGAAGCGCAAGGAAGAGGAGGAACAUGCCGCGCGGGCGUACGCCGAGUUCGUGGACGCCUUCGAGGGCGAGGGGGCGGACAGGAAGAAGGGCGGGUCAGCGUUCGUGAAAGCUGGACAGGAAGGUGCAUACGCGCCUUCUGCGCCUGCAAGGGGCCGAGGGGGCAUGUCGCGCGCGUUCGGAGAACAGUCCAUGAGACCCCCGUCUCCUCCAGUCGCUGUUCCGAAACCCAGAGGGAAGAGGGCAAUGGACCAUUUUCUGGAAGAGAUCAAGAGAGAACAAGCAGACCGCGAUGCGAGACUAUCUCGACAUGCUAUACCUGGGAGAUCGGUCACGUCAAUAGCUGCUUAUGAAGGCCAGAGCGGUAGCAAAGACCGUGGUGAUCCAGAGACGUCCAACGUAUUUGUUGCGAAUCUUCCACCCCAUGUGAACGAGCAGAUCCUUGGGAACUUCUUUGCGCGUGCUGGUCCUGUGGGCUCUGUCAAAAUAAUGUGGCCGCGGACCGACGCAACUAUCGGUCCGGGAGCUGACAUGACCGCCACGAGGAGGACUAAGAACUCGGGAUUGAGCGGCUUUGUAUCGUUCAUGAAGCGUCGGGGCGCAGAGGCUGCCCUGCGGGACUUCGAUGGAUACGACUGGGGCGGGUCCAUUCUCCGCGUGGGAUGGAGCAAGGCUGUACCCGUCGCGCCGCGGCCUAUGUACGUUGCAAAGAGGACAGGGUCGCGAUCUCCUUCCGGGUCGCGGUCCCCAGCAGGCAAACAAGGUGACCGUCCCCAGUCGCGCUCACGUUCGCCAUCGCGUGACCGGGACCGGGAAUACGGCCGCUCUCGCGACCAUCGCUCCUCGCGCAGAUCUCGAAGUCGCUCUUACAGUCCAAGUAACUCUCUGUCUCCGCGGCCCCGCAGAUCGCGCAAAUACAGCCGCAGCCGCAGUUACUCGCCGCACAGACGACGAUCGCGCACGCCCCCGCCACCGGUUCUGGAAGACGACGAAGUCACGGACGCUUUUCUCAGGACGGUUGCGGCCGAGGUUCGUGGACACGACGCGGAGUAUGAACAGACGCUGCACGAACGCGAGAAGUCAAAUCCCAAAUACGCCUUCCUCAACCGAGACCACAAUCGCCACCGCUAUUACCGCUCCCUCGUGGACCGAAGGGAUCCCUUGGACCCAGAGUUUGAUGACGAGGGCUACAAUUCUGUGUACUCCACCGACACGGCAGAGGAUUCUGAGCGCGAACAUGGCCGUAAACACGAGUUGGGGAAGCUUGCCCGCCGCCGCUUCGAGGCCAUGCUGCGAGCCCUCUCCGGCCGCCGUGGCGAAAUGGCGCGGUGCAUGGCGUUCAGCUUAGAACACGCAGAGGCGGCAGCAGAGGUCGCGGACAUCAUCGUUGCCUCGCUGGUCGUCGACGGCACGCCCGUGCCGCGCAAGGUCGCGCGCCUGCACCUCAUCUGCGACAUCCUGCACAACUCCGCCGCGCCGCUGCCGAUGGCGUGGAAGUUCCGGCAGGAGUUCCAGGCGCGGCUCGGGCUCGUCUUCGACCACCUCUCCACGAUCUACCACUCCUUCCCCGGGCGCAUCACGGCCGAGACGUUCAAGAAGCAGAUCACCGCCGUCGUCGACAUCUGGGAGGACUGGAUCGUCUUCCCGCCCGAGUUCACCGCCGUGCUCCGCCAGCGCCUCGAGGGCGCGACGCUCCCGGAAGAAGGGGAGGUCGUGGAGGAGGCGGUGGUCGAGGUGCAGGAGGCCGCGCCGAGCUUUACGUCGAAGUUCAAGGCGAGCGCGUUCAAGCCUACUGAGCCUGUUGAGGCUGCACCGGCCCCUGACGCCGAAGACCCCGACGGCGAGCCUAUGGACGAGGAUAGCGAUGUUGACGGGAACCCUAUCGACGACGUAGAUGGCGAUCCUCUUGACGUCGACGUCGACGGGGAACCCGCUGAGGACGUUGACGGCGAGCCGUUGAACGAUGUAGAUGGCGAGCCUUUGAACGACGUAGAUGGCGACCCUAUGGAGGACGUCGAUGUUGAUGGCGAGCCCCUCGCAGACGACCUCGACGGUGUCCCUCUGCCAUCCGUAGACGUUGACGGAGAACCUAUGGAGGACGACGUCGACGGGGAGCCCGUCGCUUUGUAGUUUCCUUACUGUUUUGCUGUACCCCGCUGCCCUGUCGCUUUUC